UAAAUCUUUUCUUUAUGUUACUUUAAACUCUUGGUUUUUAAUUUUUACCUUUUAAUUGAUUGUAUUUACUGCGAACUUUAAUUAGUUUAAUUGUUUUAUUCUUUUUAAUUUACAUUUUCUAAUUAACCAUGGAUGGAUUUGAUAACCCAGGUGUCUUUUUUAGUAACGUUUCCGGUGUUCAAGAUGGAGAAGAAGGUAAACAAAUGAAUCUCGCUGGAAUCAAAAGGAAAUUCAAAGAUUUUCUUAAACAAUAUCAUGAAGGGAAUAUGAUUUACAAAUACAGGGAUCUGUUACGAAGGCAGUUUAAUAUUGGCCAAUUUUGGGUUGAAAUUGCUUUGGAAGAUCUUUCCAGUUAUGAUGAAGAUCUUGCUACCCAAGUGACUAAAUAUCCUAUUGAAAGUCUACCUUUAUUUGAAGAAGCGGCUAAAGAGGUUGGAGAUGAGGUUACUCGUCCUCGACCUGCAGGUGAAGAGGAGGCUAAAGAUUUUCAAGUUCUUAUUACCUCUGAAGGUAAUUGUGUUUCUCUGCGAGAACUUAAAUCUGAUUAUAUUUCUAAAUUAGUAAGAGUCUCUGGUAUUGUAAUUGCUGCCUCUUCAAUACGAGCUAAAGCUACUGAAGUUGCUAUUCAAUGUCGUGGUUGUCGAGAUGUUGUUGCUAACAUUCCUGUUCGUUCUGGUUUGGAAGGUUUCUUGAUGCCUCGUAAAUGUAAUGGUGAUCAAACUGGACGAACAUUGAAAUGUCCAUUAGAUCCUUAUUUUAUUAUCCCCGAUAAGUGUAAAUGUAUCGAUUUUCAAACACUUAAACUACAAGAAGCACCAGAAGCAGUUCCCCAAGGUGAAAUGCCUCGACAUUUACAAGUUUACUGUGACAGGUAUUUGUGUGAACGAGUUGUUCCUGGAAAUCGAGUUACUCUUGUUGGUAUUUACUCUAUCAAAAAAAUUGCUUCCAUGAAAACCAAUGAUAGAAAAGCAAGUAUUGGUGUUCGAAAUCCUUACCUUCGAGUUGUCGGAAUUCAAAUUCAAAGUGAAAACUAUGGUCACCGAGCAGUUAUCCCUUAUACUAGUGAAGAGGAGGAAUAUUUUAUCAAUUUGGCCGCGAGUUCAAAUGUUUACGAAAGGAUUGUUAAAAGUAUCGCACCUUCAGUUUAUGGAUGUGAAGACAUGAAGAAAGCGAUUGCCUGUUUACUGUUCAGUGGAUCGAGGAAACGUUUACCCGAUGGACUGAAUCGAAGAGGAGAUAUUAACGUUCUGUUCCUUGGUGAUCCUGGUACAGCAAAGUCGCAACUUCUUAAAUUUGUCGAGAAAGUUGCUCCGAUUGCUGUUUACACUUCCGGAAAGGGAAGUUCAGCCGCUGGUUUAACCGCUUCGGUCACUAGAGAUCCAACCACUAGGAAUUUCAUCAUGGAAGGUGGGGCCAUGGUUUUAGCCGAUGGUGGUUGUGUUUGUAUCGAUGAGUUUGAUAAAAUGCGGGAAGACGAUCGAGUGGCCAUUCACGAAGCUAUGGAACAACAAACGAUCUCCAUUGCAAAGGCCGGUAUUACGACCACCUUGAAUUCUAGAUGUGCCGUUAUGGCAGCGGCCAACAGUGUUUUCGGUCGGUGGGAUGACACUAAAGCUGAUCAGAAUAUUGAAUUUAUGCCCACAAUUUUGGCUCGUUUUGAUAUGAUUUUCGUGAUUAAAGAUGAACACAAUGAAAGGAAAGACGCAACUUUAGCUAAACACGUUAUGGAUGUUCACAUGAAUGCUCAGACUACAAUCGAGGAUAAUGUUGAAGGUGAAUUAAGUUUGAACACUUUGAAAAAGUAUAUCAGUUAUUGUCGAGCAAAAUGUGGACCUCGUUUAUCUGGACCAGCGGCGAAAAAGCUUGUCGAUAGUUAUGUUGCCAUGAGAAAUGGUGGUGAUGAUCCUGAUGCAAGUCGACGAUCAACUAUUCCGAUUACUGUUCGUCAAUUGGAAGCCGUUGUUCGUAUUUCGGAAGCGUUAGCAAAAAUGGAAUUGAAACCUUUUGUUGAAGAUCGACACGUAGAAGAAGCCAAGAGACUUUUCAAAGUUUCGACUUUGAGAGCAGCAUCGACCGGAGAAUUGGCUGGUGCUGAAGGUUUCACCUCCGAUGAAGAUCAUCAAACUUUAGUUAAAGUUGAGAAACAAAUCAAAAAACGAUUCCCUGUCGGUACUCAAAUCUCCGAGGCAUCGAUUGUCCAAGAUUUGGUACAAAAAGAUAUCUCAGAGAAAGUUGUUCAUAAAGUCUUAAAUUGUAUGAUCAGACGAGGUGAAAUUUCGUACCGUGUAUCACGUAAAAUGUUAUUCAGACUCAAGUAAACACGUUGCUCCUCAUCCAAUUAA
Messenger RNA from Panonychus citri (citrus red mite), 2342 nucleotides. It is a transcript of the gene Mcm5, whose product is annotated as DNA replication licensing factor mcm5-B-like. The record is from RefSeq and is a predicted model, not a curated record. Gene Ontology annotation, cellular component: nucleus; MCM complex. Gene Ontology annotation, biological process: DNA replication initiation; double-strand break repair via break-induced replication. Gene Ontology annotation, molecular function: single-stranded DNA helicase activity; single-stranded DNA binding; 3'-5' DNA helicase activity. Bases 129 to 2318 code for a protein of 729 amino acids. The transcript has 2 exons. Lineage: Eukaryota; Metazoa; Arthropoda; Arachnida; Trombidiformes; Tetranychidae.